Messenger RNA from Sclerotinia sclerotiorum 1980 UF-70, 885 nucleotides. RefSeq lists its product with no specific name. The transcript has 3 exons. Lineage: Eukaryota; Fungi; Ascomycota; Leotiomycetes; Helotiales; Sclerotiniaceae. The record is from RefSeq and is a predicted model, not a curated record. The coding region runs from base 1 to 885 and encodes 294 amino acids.
AUGGCUCCAGCUUCUAAUGAAGAACAAUUCAAGUUCCUUAUUAGUUGUAUUCGUCAAGUAGCCAAAGAAUGCAACAUUGUUACCAAAGGCGCCGCCGCAAAACGCUACGAACGCAUGAUGCGCUCCCACGGCAUCGCCCCAAACGCAGCAUCCAUCAAGCCAGCUCCUAGCUCAUCGUCCAGCUCAUCAGCCCCUUCCUCCACCUCCCGGAAUAAAUCCAGCGCUAGCAAGAAACGCAAGUUUGCUCCCGAGGAAGAGAAUAUCGAUGAUGAUGAGGAAGAACCCUCCAAUCAAAAAACGAGCAAGAGUCGAGUUAAGAGAGAAGUUAAGCGCGAGAUGGGUGCUCGUGUUAAUGAUAAUCUUGGGAUUGUGAAGGAGGAGGGAUAUCGUGAGGAUUCGCCUAGUGCGCAGUUACAGGAAGGAUUGCAGAAGGGUCUUGGUGCGGGAUUGUGUGAUAUUAAUAGGGAGUUGGUAGGUUAUUAUAGUGGGGGUAGUAGUAGUGCGGGUGGAAGUGUUAAUGGGGAUGUACAAGGAGGUGAGUUUGGUGAGGUGGAUGCGUAUGCUGGUGAUAUGGGUACUGGUGGUAUGAAUGCGGGCGGUAUGAAUGCGAGCGGUAUGAAUGCGAGCGGUAUGAAUACUUGUAGGCAGCGGCAGAGUGGUUUUGACUUUCAUGUGGGUGGAUAUGGGGGAAUGAUGGGUGCUCAGGGUAUGAGGGGAAAUGGAAAUCGAAUUGGUGGUCACUGUGAACAGGACAUGAUGACUUCGACGCCAAAAAGUCGUGCUGCUACCUCGGGUGGAAUGGGUAUGGAUGCGCAAGAAUACAAGUCUUUGGGAAAAGGUUACGAUAAUCAAGGCGGAUCGGAUAGUCCCUUGUUAGUUGAAUAG